Messenger RNA from Fomitopsis serialis, 207 nucleotides. RefSeq lists its product as uncharacterized. The transcript has 2 exons. Lineage: Eukaryota; Fungi; Basidiomycota; Agaricomycetes; Polyporales; Fomitopsidaceae. The annotation marks the transcript as partial. Gene Ontology annotation, biological process: protein N-linked glycosylation. The record is from RefSeq and is a predicted model, not a curated record.
CCCUCAGUUUGCCCCUCAGUCCCAGUCGGCCUCCUGCCGUAUCUCGCCUUCGUCCUCCUCACCGCCACUUUCGUCCUGGCGUUCUACUACUCCACACUGCCAAAAGACAAGCUCCCCAUCCGCGAAGCCGGCGUCGCGUCCCUCGCCAGCGUCCUCGGUGGCUUCGGUGUUGUCGCUCUGUUCUGUACCGCAGGCGUGUACGUGUAG